GAUUGACAAAAGCGAUCCCCGCAGCUCGACCCCGGUGUCACAGACGAAGUGGAGCGAAGUACAUCACAGCGGAUACGGUUGACCAGGACACACCAUGUGGAUUGUGCGAAGUGGCAUGGUGGUCUAGCUUUUUUCAGGGGAUUUGGUGGAAGUUGAGUACAGGGUAGGUAACCACGGCGGUUGAGGGCAGCAGUUCCCAGGCUCCUGCGGGGUUGUCUAGUACACAGGGCGUUCAGGCGACGGAGGUGUUUCAUAAGGCAGAGAAAACCCUCCUGUGAACCCUGUGGUGGGGUGUGGACAAUGUCUUUAUCACAGGAGGAGAUAGAUGCCUGCCAGGAGGCUUUUCGAGAGGUGGACGUGGGCAGGCGGGGGAACAUCAACGUGUGGGAGCUCCGGAUCGUUCUCCAGGAGCUCGGGCAGAACCCCACCGACAAGGAAUUUUUCGAGGUGGUUAGCACGGUGGACCGGGAGAUGAAGGGCCUCAUCGACUUCACCUCCUUUUUGAAGAUUGUCGCCAGCCAGAAGAGCGUUCGGAGCAUCUGGUCUGGCGACAGCGGAGAUUUAGUCGACGCUUUCGUGGCUUGCGGUGGAAACCCUGACGAGACUGGGUCCGCGGACGUCGGCAAGAUCGUCAAGAUCGUCAAGACAGACUUCGGCCUGGACGUCGACAUCGAGGCUAUCAUCGACACGCUUGACGUCGACGGGGCGGGACAGCUAGGGUUCGCGCAGUUCAAGGAGAUGCUAACGGCCGCGUGAAGAGUACAAUCGCUCUCGGGGGGCGCUUGGAUAUACGGACAUGCCGAAAGUCGUUAUGGGGACCCCGGCAGCCUUUCCGUCGAAGGAAAGUCACGGCUCGUGAAGCAAUGCGUAGGUGAAGCAGGAUUGAUGUUUUGCGGUGGUUGUUAUUCCGUGCGUAGGGUAUGGGAUGUCUCGUCGAUGCACAAGGGCCCAGGUCGUCGUUUUGCAGGGUAGCUAAUGUUAUCGUUCCUCUCGCUGUAUUUUUGGAGGGUUCAACGGGGGGAAAGUGUGACUGUACAGCGGUUUCAUUCACAUUGUAGAUAAAUGGGUCGGCUGAGCAGACUGAAAUAGAGCGGCGUGUGAGGGGUCGUGUGCACCAGUCUGACGGGGGUGUGAACGGUAUCAAUGCAUAGACGGAUAAGGAGGUUCCAAAUGCUACCGCUUGUACGGGUUGGAUGUGGUGGGACUUUCGCUACAUUGUUGAACAGAGGCUACUGUUCAGGAACAUCUCUAGAAGAAAAAAGCAGCUACAUUGCAUUCGAAGCAAGGAACACGCCGCAAGCUAAACCAAUCUAUCCUUCUGAGGUGUUAAGGAGAAAUAAAUACACGUACAGAAAGACUACCCAUUCGAGGUAUACCCACAGUCGAACGGGAUGUGGUGGACGGAGUGUUUUUGUGCAUUUGUAGACGGAGUGUUUUUUGUCUUUGUUGGGAAAAAGUAUACAAUCACUUGGCUGUGGAAGAGAGGUGCAUGGACAUGGACCCUAUGUAGAUGUUCAGGGUUUGCGUCCGGGCCCUGAAUAGUGAACGACGGAACACCCCGUCCAAAACACCCAAUUAGAUCACACCUUAUGAGAAAAAUGUCGCU
This is a messenger RNA of Ectocarpus sp. CCAP 1310/34, 1606 nucleotides long. The record is from the annotation of a GenBank genome assembly. Lineage: Eukaryota; Phaeophyceae; Ectocarpales; Ectocarpaceae.